Messenger RNA from Racocetra fulgida, 394 nucleotides. The record is from the annotation of a GenBank genome assembly. Lineage: Eukaryota; Fungi; Glomeromycota; Glomeromycetes; Diversisporales; Gigasporaceae.
CGGUUAUUUUCGUCCGUCGGUUGAUGUUUCUGAAACUGAUAAAAAUUAUGUCAUAGAAGCCGAGGUUCCUGGCAUGAAAAAAGAUGAUCUUUCAGUUGAAUUUGUUGAUAAUACUUUGACUUUAAAAGGAAAAGUUGAAAAAUCUAACGAUCAAUUAAGAACUAUUGAUACGACGCAGUCUACUGGUGACGUAGUUGAAAGUGGUCGAGAAGGUACAUCCGUCGCAGAGCCUACUUAUUGGACUAACGAAAGAAUUUUAGGAAGUUUUCAACGUUCUUUUACACUUCCUAAUAAUGCUGAUAAGGAAAAUGUUAAAGCGCAAUAUAAAGAUGGAAUUUUGUCUAUUAUCGUUCCUAAGGUCGAACGUCAAAGUCAAAAGAUUACCAUUGAAUAA